CUUCACCAUCACAAUUGCACUGGCAAUUAGUUAAUCACCAAAAGAUUUAAACACAUCUCAGUACUGUUGCAAUGGCGAAGCUUUCACUUGCUGCAGCUCUUUUGUUGUGCUUGUUAGCCGUUGCAAGUGCAAACAGCUUCACCAUCACCGUGACGGAGGACGAUAUCGACAAUCCGUCACAAAGUUGCCAAGAACAGAUCCAGAGGCAGAGGCUCAACCACUGCAGGAUGUACCUUUCAAGAAGCCGCCAAUAUGAGUUGAGCAUGGUGACAGAUGACGACAAGAGCAACCAAGCACAGGAGCAUCUCCAACAGUGCUGCCAGGAAAUGAGGAACAUGGACACUCAAUGCCGCUGUCAGGCACUUAGGAGGAUGGUGUCGCAAGAGCGCGGCACCCAAGGCCAACAGGCGGAGCGCAUGUUAGGGAGAGCUCGUUACCUCCCCCGCAUGUGCAACAUCCAGCCUACUCAGUGUCAUUUCUAAGGUGGACGAACAAAUAUAGCUAGCUAUAGUGUUUGUUAGUUAAAAAAACACAUCAUCGUGUGUGAGCUAGCUAGUUUAAUUAGAGAUCUGCUUGUCUAUCUAGUGUUUUAUGUUUUCAUGGCAUAUAAAAGGGUGACCAUGAAUGUAAGAUCAGAUCUUGCUCGUUUUAAUAUGAAUAAAAUGUCUUGUUUCCA
Messenger RNA from Lycium ferocissimum, 676 nucleotides. RefSeq names its product 2S seed storage albumin protein-like. The coding region runs from base 72 to 482 and encodes 136 amino acids. Lineage: Eukaryota; Viridiplantae; Streptophyta; Magnoliopsida; Solanales; Solanaceae. The record is from RefSeq and is a predicted model, not a curated record. Gene Ontology annotation, molecular function: nutrient reservoir activity. The transcript has 2 exons.